Humulus lupulus (European hop) is the source of this 1548-nucleotide messenger RNA. RefSeq lists its product as uncharacterized. Gene Ontology annotation, molecular function: catalytic activity. Lineage: Eukaryota; Viridiplantae; Streptophyta; Magnoliopsida; Rosales; Cannabaceae. The coding region runs from base 1 to 1548 and encodes 515 amino acids. The record is from RefSeq and is a predicted model, not a curated record. The transcript is spliced from 2 exons.
AUGUAUUCUCUUGAUAUUAGAGUAUGUACUAGUCAGCUAAUACAUUGUUUGACUCAAGUUCCAAAUCGGGCGGGAAGAUUUUUCAUCACAUUUGUGUAUGGAUUUAAUGAGGAGAUGACUAGGGAAAGGUUGUUGCAAGAUAUUCAGGGACUGGCCUUGCAUAUUGACGAUCCCUGGAUGGUGGUGGGGGAGAACCCUCUAUCUUUAAUGGAUAGAAUACUCUGUUGGAAUGUACGAGGGAUUAACAGCCAGCACAAGCAUCGCGAGAUUAAGCAGUUAAUCAAUUCAAAGAGAGUUAGGCUUGUUAGUCUCCUCGAAACAAAGGUGAAGAAUAAAAAUAUGGGGUCACUUUAUUCAAGUUUAUUUUCUAGUUGGUGUUUUAAUAAAAACAAUCCUUGGAUUGAUAAAGGCAGAAUAAUUGUAGCUUGGAAUCCGAGUAUGUAUUCUCUUGAUAUUAGAGUAUGUACUAGUCAGCUAAUACAUUGUUUGACUCAAGUUCCAAAUCGUGCGGGAAGAUUUUUCAUCACAUUUGUGUAUGGAUUUAAUGAGGAGAUGACUAGGGAAAGGUUGUUGCAAGAUAUUCAGGGACUGGCCUUGCAUAUUGACGAUCCCUGGAUGGUGGUGGGGGACUUCAAUGAGAUUCUUUAUCAGCAUGAAAGAAUAGGGUGCUUCCAUACUUGGAAUAAUAAACACCGGGUAGAGGAACAGGUAUAUGCAAAGAUACAUCGUGCUCUGGUUAAUUCGAAGUGGACUGAUACUUUUCAGAAUUCUGAAGUUGUUUUUCUUUUGGAAGGUAUCUUUGAUCACAGCCCUAUUCUUGUAUCCUUUUAUUUUGAGGUGAAUUUGGGGAAGAAGCCAUUCAUGUAUUUUCAGAUGUGGAAGGAAGCUUCCUCUUAUGAGGUCAAGGUUAGUACUAGUUGGACUGCAUUAGUUAUGGGUACUGAGAUGUUUAAACUGAUUACAAAAUAUAAGAGGCUGAAACAGGUUUUUUUGGACAUCAAUAGAGAAGGGUUUCAUAAUAUUCAACAGGCAGAAUUUCAAGCAAAGCUCCACCUGAUGGAGACCCAGGAAGUCUUGCAUAAAGACCCUCUCAAUGAUACUCUUAUCAAGAAGGAACAGUUGGCUAGGGAUAAGUUUGUUCAUCUCCAUAAAGCUUAUAUUCUGUUUUUGGCACAAAAAGCUAAAGAAACUUGGGUUCAUAAUGGAGAUGAAAAUAGUUAUAUUUUUCAUGCGUCCUUGAAAAUUAGAAGAUUACAGAACAUAAUUCUUUCAAUCAAAUCUGAGAAUGGUAUUUGGGUAGAUACACUAGAUGGAGUCAAAGAUGCUUUCUUAGGAUAUUAUCAAAGAUUGUUGGGGACAACUACGCAACACAGGAGGAAAGUCUCUCAAACAAUAAUGAAUUUAGGUCCUGUCAUUUCUAAGGUUCACUCUUGGAUACUUUCAGCAGAGCUCACAUCUCAGGAAGUUAAAGAGGCUAUCUUAUCCAUUUCAGGGAUGAAAGCUCCUGGUCCAGAUGGGUUUAGUAGCUUCUUUUAUCAAGAUAACUAG